Messenger RNA from Malania oleifera, 866 nucleotides. RefSeq names its product protein LURP-one-related 7. The record is from RefSeq and is a predicted model, not a curated record. Lineage: Eukaryota; Viridiplantae; Streptophyta; Magnoliopsida; Santalales; Ximeniaceae. The transcript has 3 exons. The coding region runs from base 225 to 782 and encodes 185 amino acids.
AUUGACUGUUUCUUAACUUCCUUCUGCAGCUCCAAAGCAAACCGGCCGAGCAGUCGCACACCCGCGAAUCCAAUUCCGUUUCCUCCGUCUUUUUCAUCCUCCAGUUCCCUCUUUUCUUUAUCUUUUGUUCUUCGAAUUCAUCGUCGCAAUUCAUCCUCUGAAUAUCGAAUCUCGGAGGCAAUCAAACGCAAUCCUUUCAUUCUACGCAACCUUUGUCUCUCCAUAUGGCCGCCGCAGCGCCACCGGCGUACCCUGCCAAUCUGCAGAUCCCCGUGGAUCUGUUCGCGUCGAGGAACCGCUGGGGCCUCAUCUGCCGCGGCGAUCUCAGAUUCACCGACGCCUCGGGCAAUCUCGUCUUCGUAGUCGGCAGUUACUCUUCCAACUCGGCUGUUCCUCCGAACAAGCGACUCUUGCUUGACCCCGCUGGAAAUGUCCUCAUCACCAUGGACCGUAACAGCAAUGGAUCUUGGCAAGGAUUUAAGCAGGACACGCAGUUGAUAUUUAGAGUGGAGAGGAAACUCAAGACAUUCUCUAAAACUGAAUUAGAGGUGUUCCUUGUUGGUGAAAAUCGUGGGGGCUUAGAUUCUAGCUUCAAGAUGAUAGGUUGUCCCUUUCAGAGAUCUUGUACCAUCUAUAGAGGCAAUUCCAUAGUAGCUCAGACUAAGCUGAUGUACAAGCUUGGGAAGGUUUAUAUUGGGAGGUGUAGAUUUCAAACAACCAUAUUUCCUGGAUUUGUUGAUUGUGUUUUAAUUGCGGCCUUGAUUGUAAUAUUUUUUGAUUAGAUGAAGAUAAUAGAACCCAGAAAUGUAGAUAUACCAUCGUUAAUAUCCAAAAAAAGAGGGAAAAAUGAAUUUCAUUUGGGAAAA